AUGGCGUUGUCUACUACUAUCAAGACCCCCAACCUCUCCUACGAGCAGCCCUUGGGCUUGUUCAUCAACAACGAGUUUGUUAAGAGUGUCGAGGGCAAGACCUUCGAGACCAUCAACCCCACUGACGAGAAGGUCAUUACCUCCGUCCACGAGGCCACUGAGAAGGAUAUCGACAUUGCUGUCAAAGCUGCCCGUACCGCCUUCGAGGGUGCCUGGCACGAUGUGACUCCCUCCGAGCGUGGCCGCAUGCUUGUCAAGCUUGCCGACCUUUUCGAGCGUGAUAUUGAGACCCUGGCUGCUAUCGAGGCCAUCGACAACGGCAAGGCCAUCAUGUUGGGCAAAGGCGAUGUCACCAACGCCGCUAACUGCCUCCGCUACUACGGUGGCUGGGCUGACAAGAUCACCGGUCAAACCAUCGACACCAACAACCAGACUCUUUCCUACACCCGCCAUGAGCCCAUCGGUGUCUGCGGUCAGAUCAUCCCUUGGAACUUCCCCAUCCUCAUGUGGGCCUGGAAGAUCGGUCCCGCCAUCGCCGCCGGUAACACCGUCAUUAUUAAGACUGCCGAGCAGACUCCUCUGUCUGGUCUGUACGCCGCUAAGCUGAUCGUUGAGGCUGGCUUCCCCCCUGGUGUCAUCAACGUCGUCUCCGGCUUCGGACGCACUGCCGGUGCCGCCAUCUCCAGCCACAUGGACAUCGACAAGGUUGCUUUCACCGGCUCCACCCUUGUCGGCCGUAUGAUCCUCCAAGCUGCUGCCAAGAGUAACCUGAAGAAGGUUACUCUGGAGCUCGGCGGCAAGUCUCCCAACAUUGUCUUCGACGAUGCCGAUAUCGACAACGCCAUCUCCUGGGCUAACUUCGGUAUCUUCUACAACCACGGCCAGUGCUGCUGUGCCGGUUCCCGCCUGCUGGUCCAGGAGGGUAUUCACGACAAGUUCGUCGCUCGCUUCAAGGAGCGUGCCGCCAAGAACCAGCUCGGCAACCCCUUCGAGCAGUCUACUUUCCAGGGUCCUCAGGUUUCCCAGCUCCAGUUCGACCGUAUCAUGGAGUACAUCAACCACGGCAAGAACGAGGGUGCCACCGUUGCUCUGGGUGGUGAGCGUCACGGUACCGAGGGCUACUUCAUCCAGCCUACCAUCUUCACUGAUGUCACAAACGACAUGAAGAUCGCCCAGGAGGAGAUCUUCGGUCCCGUCAUCGUUGUCCAGAAGUUCAAGGAUGAGGCCGAGGCCAUCAAGAUCGGCAAUGACUCUACCUACGGUCUCGCCGCUGGUGUCCACACCAAGAACGUCAACACUGCCAUCCGUGUCUCCAACGCCCUCAAGGCUGGUACCGUUUGGAUCAAUAACUACAACAUGAUCUCCUACCAGGCUCCAUUCGGAGGCUUCAAGUCUUCCGGUAUUGGCCGUGAGCUCGGCUCCUACGCCCUGGAGAACUACACCCAGAUCAAGACCGUCCACUACCGUCUGGGCGAUGCUCUGUUCGCGUAA
Messenger RNA from Penicillium odoratum, 1491 nucleotides. Its product is annotated as aldehyde dehydrogenase family protein. The coding region runs from base 1 to 1491 and encodes 496 amino acids. NCBI's taxonomy places the organism in Eukaryota, Fungi, Ascomycota, Eurotiomycetes, Eurotiales, Aspergillaceae. Gene Ontology annotation, molecular function: aldehyde dehydrogenase (NAD+) activity. The record is from RefSeq and is a predicted model, not a curated record. The transcript is spliced from 4 exons.